Messenger RNA from Oncorhynchus keta (chum salmon), 1040 nucleotides. It is a transcript of the gene psmc3ip, whose product is annotated as PSMC3 interacting protein. The transcript has 8 exons. Gene Ontology annotation, cellular component: condensed nuclear chromosome; DNA recombinase auxiliary factor complex. The record is from RefSeq and is a predicted model, not a curated record. Gene Ontology annotation, molecular function: double-stranded DNA binding; recombinase activator activity. Lineage: Eukaryota; Metazoa; Chordata; Actinopteri; Salmoniformes; Salmonidae. Bases 200 to 862 code for a protein of 220 amino acids. Gene Ontology annotation, biological process: meiotic strand invasion involved in reciprocal meiotic recombination; homologous chromosome pairing at meiosis; meiotic joint molecule formation.
GGCUGGUUGCUGGCGCUUAUUUCAUGCACUGCUCAAGAGUCCAUACCCAAGCUGUCACAGGCCGUCUUGCACAGAGGCGGAGGGUGACGAAAACAAGCUUCUGUUUCGAUAUGACGUAGGUAAAGCCUGGACACCCACAAAGGAUCACGGCGCGCGAAACUCGAUCUGUCAAUAAGCAUAAAUUAGUUAGCGAUAGUUUAUGGCUCACGGAAUAAAAAAAAUGAGCAAAAAAGACAACGGAGGUUUAACAGUCAUAUUUGCUUACCUAAACGAGAAGAACCGUCCUUACAGUGCCCAAGAUGUCUUUAACAAUUUACAGAAGCAGCACGGCCUGGGAAAGACGGCUGUGGUUAAAGCCAUGGAACAGUUGGCACUGGAAGGGAAGAUCAAAGAGAAAACCUAUGGGAAGCAAAAGAUCUACUUUGCUGAUCAGGCCCAGUUUGCAGAGGUGAGUGAGGCAGAUCUGAAGGCCAUCGACAGUCACAUCUCUGACCUCAGCACACAGGUGCAGGCUAUCUCUCAGGGCUGCAGACAGCUGGACGCAGAGCUGAAGGAGCUCAACAGCUCCCUGACCACAGAGGAAAUGAUAUCAGAGAUCCAGGAACUAAAAGAAGGGUGUUCUGGUUACAGGGAGCAUCUGGAGAAGAUCAAGUCAGCGACCAAUCAUGUCACACCAGAGCAGAAGGAGAUGGUUUACAAGGAGAGACAUCUCUACGUGAAAGAGUGGAAGACGAGGAAGAGACUGGCAGCUGAUAUGAUGGGUUCCAUUUUGGAGGGAUACCCCAAGACCAAGAAGCAAUUUCUGGAAGAAGUUGGUGUGGAGACUGAUGAGGACUGUAAAGUGACUAUGCCAAGUACCUGACAGAAUGUUGGAGGAUCUUUGUUUACUUUGACUUGAAUGUCAAUUCUGAGGGAGUAUUAUGCCAUCAAAACUCAUUCCAGGAAUAACUAGUUACUAUUUGUAAUGUUUUGUAAUAAAAUACCUUGUACAGGGGUAUACUUUAAAGUUUAUUUUGCAAUUAAAAAUCAUUCAUACGAAA